This is a messenger RNA of Oreochromis aureus, 3786 nucleotides long. Its product is annotated as NACHT, LRR and PYD domains-containing protein 3-like. The coding region runs from base 98 to 3214 and encodes 1038 amino acids. The transcript is spliced from 7 exons. NCBI's taxonomy places the organism in Eukaryota, Metazoa, Chordata, Actinopteri, Cichliformes, Cichlidae. The record is from RefSeq and is a predicted model, not a curated record. Gene Ontology annotation, molecular function: protein binding.
GCUUCUGGGUGUGUCUUUUCCUUCUGCUCUCCUCUUUACCCAGCACCCUAUAGAGAUUAAGGGGUGAUUAGAUCAUUAAUGCAGUAAUGUUUUCCAGAUGCUGGACGACCACAUCAUUACUUUUGUGAAGAAUGAAUUGAAGAAGAUCCACAAGGUUUUGCGUCAAGAUUACCCAGAAUGGGCAGAGAGACAAAUGGAAGAUGAGGAAGUAUUAGCAGGUGAGGAUGAAGAGCGGAGGAGAAGAAGCAGAGAUGCAGUUUUGAAGAUCACAUUGGACUUCCUCAGGGGAAUGAAGCAGGAGGAGCUGGCUGACCGACUGCAGAGCAGAACUCCCACUGUAGUUUGUCAGAACCAAAAAUCUGUUUUAAAGAAGAAGUUCCAGCGUGUGUUUGAGGGGAUUGCUAAAGCAGGAAAUCCAGCACUUCUGAAUCAGAUCUACACAGAGCUCUACAUCACAGAGGGAGGGACUGCAGAGGUCAAUGAUGAACAUGAGGUCAGACAGAUUGAAACAACAUCCAGGAAACCAGACAGACCAGAAAAAACAAUCAGACAAGAAGACAUCUUUAAAGCCUCACCUGGAAGAGAUGAACCAAUCAGAACAGUGCUGACAAAGGGAGUGGCUGGCAUUGGGAAAACAGUCUUAACACAGAAGUUCACCCUCGACUGGGCUGAAGACAAAGCCAACCAGGACAUCCAGUUCAUAUUUCCAUUCACUUUCAGAGAGCUGAAUGUGCUGAAAGAGGAAAAGUUCAGCUUGGUGGAACUUGUUCAUCACUUCUUUACUGAAACCAAAGAAGCAGGACUCUGUAGCUUUGAAAACUUCCAAGUUGUGUUCAUCUUUGAUGGUCUGGAUGAGUGUCGACUUCCUCUGGACUUCAACAAAACUGAGAACCUGACUGAUGUUACGGUGUCCACCUCAGUGGAUGUGCUGCUGAUAAACCUCAUCAGGGGGAAACUGCUUCCCUCUGCUCACCUCUGGAUAACCACACGACCUGCAGCAGCUAAUCAGAUCCCUGCAGAAUGCAUUGACAGGGUAACAGAGAUUAGAGGGUUCCCUGAUACACAGAAGGAGGAGUACUUCAGAAAGAGAUUCAGAAGUUGGUGGAAGGCACACAAUAUCAUAUCCCACAUCAGGACAUCACCUAGCCUCCGCAUCAUGUGCCACAUCCCAGUCUUCUGCUGGAUCACUGCUACAGUUCUGGAGCAUGUGCUGAAAACCAGAAAGUGGAACACGAUGCCCAAGACCCUGACUGAGAUGUACAUCCACUUCCUGGUGGUUCAGGCCAAAGUGAAGAAGGUCAAGUAUGAUGGAGGAGCUGAGACAGAUCCACACUGGUGUCCAGAGAGCAGGACGAUGAUUGAGUCACUGGGAAAACUGGCUUUUGAUCAGCUGCAGAAAGGAAACCUGAUCUUCUAUGAAUCAGACCUGACAGAGUGUGGCAUCGAUAUCAGAGCAGCCUCAGUGUACUCAGGAGUGUUCACACAGAUCUUUAAAGAGGAGAGAGGACUGUACCAGGACAAGGUGUUCUGCUUCAUCCAUCUGAGUGUUCAGGAGUUUCUGGCUGCUCUUCAUGUCCAUCUGACCUUCAUCGACUCUGGAGUCAAUCUGCUGGAAGAGCAACAGACAGCCUCCAGGAAAUUUGAAACAAGAGAAUCUAACGAGAAAUACUUCUAUCAGACUGCUGUGGACAAGGCCUUAAAGAGUCCAAACGGACACCUGGACUUGUUCCUCCGCUUCCUCGUGGGUCUUUCACUGCAGACCAAUCAGAAUCUACUACAAGGUCUGCUGACACACACAGGAAGUAGCUCACAGACCAACCAAGAAACAGUCCAGUACAUUAAAGUGAAAAUUAGUGAGAGUCUGUCUGCAGAGAAAAGCAUCAACCUGUUCCACUGUCUGAAUGAACUGAAUGAUCGUUCUCUAGUGGAGGAGAUCCAACAGUUCCUGAGUUCAGGAAGUCUCUUGACAAAUAAUCUGUCUCCUGCUCAGUGGUCAGCUCUGGUCUUCAUCUUAUUGGCAUCGGAAGAAGAUCUGGAUGUGUUUGACUUGAAGAAAUUCUCAGCUUCAGAGGAGGCUCUUCUGAGACUGCUACCAGUGAUCAAAGCCUCCAACAAAGCUCUACUAAGUGUCUGUAACCUUUCGGAGAGAAGCUGUCAAGCUCUGUCAUCAGUUCUCACAUCCCAGGCCUCUAGUUUGAAAGAGUUGGACCUAAGUAACAACAACCUGGGGGAUUCAGGAGUGAUUCUUCUGUCUGCCGCACUGACGAGUCCACAUUGUGAACUGGAUACUCUCAGACUGAGUGUCUGUAACCUCUCAGAGAAGAGCUGUGAAGCUUUAUCCUCAGUUCUUGGCUCACAGUCCUCUAGUUUGAAAGAGCUGGACCUGAGUGACAACGAUCUAAAGGAUUCAGGAGUGAAGCAUUUGUCUGUUUGCGUGAAGAGUUCCUAUUGUAAACUGGAAACUCUCAGUCUGUCAGGCUGUCUGAUCACAGAGGAAGGCUGUACUUCUCUGGCCUCAGCCUUGAGUUCCAACUCUCAUCUAAGAGAGCUGGACCUCAGCUACAACCAUCCAGGAGACUCGGGAAUAAAGCUGCUUUCGGCUGGAGUGAAGGAUACAGGCCGGAAAUUGGACACUCUCAGGGUGGAGCCUGCUGGAGUCCAAUGGUUGGCACCAGGUCUGAGGAAGUAUUCCUGUAAACUCAUAAUCGACACAAACACAGUAAACAGAAAACUCAAACUGUCUGACAACAACAGGAAGGUGACACAUGUGGAGGAGGUUCAGUCAUAUCCUGAUCAUCCAGACAGAUUUGAUGUUUGGUUUCAGCUGCUGUGUAGAGAUGGUCUGACUGGUCGCUGUUACUGGGAGGUCGAGUGGAGAGGAGAGGUUUGGAUAACAGUGAGUUACAGACAAAUCAGCAGGAAAGGAGGCAGUUAUGACUCUUCAUUUGGACACAACACUCAGUCCUGGAGUCUGCAGUGCACUAGCAAUGGUCCUCAUUUUGCCUGGCACAAUGACAAAACAAUAUCCUCCUACUCAACCGCCUCUGUCUCUAACAGAGUAGCAGUGUAUGUGGACUGUCCUGCUGGCACUCUGUCCUUCUACAGAGUCUCCUCUGACACUCUGAUCCACCUCCACACCUUCAACACCACAUUCACUGACCGUCUCUAUCCUGGAUUUGCAAUCUGUGCUGCUUCCUCAGUCUCCCUGUGUUGAUUUUAGCAUUGAGGUUUUGCAGAGACAUAACAUUAACCCAAAGAUCUAAGGAACAGGUCAAUAAGGCCCCAAUCACAAGGCUUAGAAAUUGGUUUGUGACCAUCUGGCAGCUACCAAUCAAGAACAAAUUACUAUUUGAGUUAGGAGUAGUUUCUGGAAGUUGACAGUUGCUGGGAAAAUUAUUGCUUGUGCCCCAGUCACACAAGCUUAGAGACCAGUCAUUGAUCCCCCCUGGUAACCACCUGUCAGUAGGCAAAAACGUGUAUUGCCUAACCGGUUGCUUUAAUAACACAUUGCUGUGGUUGUGGUUUUGAAUGUGUCAGGUGUGGUGAAUCUGGACACAGUUAUUUUCUGUUAUACUUAGGGUAGUAAUGUGGGAACUUCAACAUUUUGUGCUAUUUGGAUUAGACUGCCUACUGACAUUUUUGUUUUUGUGGUGCAUCCUGUCAUAUUUGUGCAUUCCAACAUGAAAGUUGAAUGAAAAUGGCAUUUUAAUAAUUUUUGUGACUAAAACUUUUUGUUAAAAAGUAUUCUAUGUAACAGGAGUGCUCUGCUUUUUUAAAAAAAUUCUU